This is a messenger RNA of Drosophila hydei, 778 nucleotides long. RefSeq lists its product as uncharacterized. The record is from RefSeq and is a predicted model, not a curated record. Lineage: Eukaryota; Metazoa; Arthropoda; Insecta; Diptera; Drosophilidae. The coding region runs from base 14 to 610 and encodes 198 amino acids. The transcript has 2 exons.
UUUGGCUAAGCAAAUGAAUUUCAAAACCAAUCACUUAAAAUUUUCUUUGAAACUAAUACUAAACCAAAGCGCUGUUUUGGUGGAGUAUCCAGGGCACGAACCGCAGCUUUUUAUGCCAACCCUCUUCAAGGACAGCAUCGUAUUGCGAAACAUUAUAUUUGAUCAUAUCACACAGCCGGACAAUGAGACACCAAAGCAUACACUUCCGCACAAGUCUCGUUCCGAAGCGGGCGCCGCUAGGCCAAAACGAAAGUUGGCUCGAAACAGUUCAGCUUGCGAUGAUUUCUCAGUAAAAGGUAUUACGGUGAGCAAGAGCUUCAAAUGGGCGCGUUCUGCUGCUCAAAAUAAUGGGAAGCCAUUAAGCCCAAAUAAAGAAUGUUCUGAAUGGAUGCGCCCUUUUGAUAACACUGACAAAAAAGCAGUACUGCCCAAUAGCGGCAGUUCCAAGUUGGUUGAGUCUGCCUAUAGCUGUAAUUCUAGACCAUUAAACACGAAGAACAACUGUUUCCAAUGGGUGCGUUCUGGCAAUCCUGAUGACCGAGGGAGCCUGAACUCAGAGGUGAAGAAAUUACAUUCCAAAGUGGCAGGCAGACUUACCACCCGUCGCUAGUGCAAAAACUCCGUGCCUGGAUAAAUCCAAGCAUCUAAAAUACCUACCUUGAGAAAAAACAUGACUACAUGAGGUUUAGUAUUUCAUAACUAAGUCUUUAAGUGUUUUGUAUAUUCUAUAAAUUUUGCGUUUUAAUAAAUUUUAGCAGACAAAUACUUAGUUUUGUUG